Molecule: messenger RNA, 2356 nt
Organism: Microcebus murinus (gray mouse lemur)
Lineage: Eukaryota; Metazoa; Chordata; Mammalia; Primates; Cheirogaleidae
Source: RefSeq, a predicted model, not a curated record
UCCCCUCACAGCGCCUCCCUCGCGCUCUCAGUCGCGGCGCUCGUCCUCCGGCCUGGCGGCUCCCGCGCCCCGCCCGGCUCCGCAGCGGCCUGGCCCGAUGGCGCCUCAGCGAAGGGGCCCAAGCAAGGCGCCCGAGGGCAGCGGGGCGCCCGAGCGCCGGCGUCCGAUCAGCACCAAGAAGGACCGGGCGGCGCCACGGGAGGCGCAGAGGAAGUGGCUGAGGACCGCGGGCCUGGGGGCCGUCUUGGCGCUCUCGGCGUUCCUGCUCUGGAGCAGCCUAGGGUCUGACGACGGUGUCGCUGAGGUCCUGGCCCACCGCGGCGAGGUCUUGGCGGGCAGGUUCAUCGAGGUGCCCUGCUCUGAGGACUACAACAGCCACCGAAGGUUCGAAGGCUGCACCCCCAGGAAGUGCGGCAGAGGCGUCUCCGACGUCGUCAUCACCAAGCAGGAAGCGGAGCGGAUUCGCAGCAUAGCUGAGAAGGGCCUCUCCCUGGGAGGAUCUGACGGAGGGGCGUCCAUUCUGGACUUGCACUCGGGGGCCCUGUCUGUUGGGAAGCACUUUGUGAACCUGUACAGAUACUUCGGGGACAAGAUACGAACCGUCUUCUCGGAAGAGGACUUCCGGCUGUACCGGGAGAUACGGCAGAAGGUGCAGCUCACGAUCGCCGAGGCCUUCGGCCUCCGCCCGUCCUCCCUGCACCUGACCAAGCCCACCUUCUUCUCCCGCAUCAACAGCACGGCCGCACGGACCGCGCACGACGAGUACUGGCACGCCCACGUGGACAAGGUGACCUACGGCUCCUUCGACUACACCUCACUGCUGUACCUCUCCGACUACCUGGAGGACUUCGGCGGCGGGCGGUUCGUGUUCAUGGAGGAGGGGGCCAACAAGACGGUGGAGCCCAGAGCCGGGCGGGUCUCCUUCUUCACCUCGGGGUCCGAGAACCUGCACCGGGUGGAGAAGGUCCGCUGGGGCACCCGCUACGCCAUCACCAUCGCCUUCAGCUGCAACCCCGACCACGGCAUCGCGGACCCGGCGUUCCCAUAGCGCCGGGCCAGCCCGAGGACCCCGUGCCCGCACCCUCGCGUUCAGGGAGCUGCUCCUGGCCACGCCACACACGUGCCCCGUCCCCUCCUGUGUCUCCUAUUCCCACUGCUCAGAGUGCCUUACGGUAAUCCGGAAUUCUGAUUUGCUGAUGAUCUAAUCUCAGCUGUGAGUAAAUUAAGGGACCAGCCGUUCACGCCACCUGCACCGUGUUUGCUCUGCCCUCUGUCGGCGAGGGGGGCCCCCCCCCCAGCGCCCCGCCCUGCCCCUCCUUUGUCAAGAAAGGACAGACCUGGGCAGAGAUUCCCAUCUGCGGACAGAGGACUGGUUUGCCUGGGCCUCGUCCAAAUCUGGAAACCACCCCGGCCCCCGCGAAGACCGACCGAAGCCUCGGCAGACUCUCAACAGGCCGCUGCAGGCACAGGGCCAGCGCUCCCACCCCCCCACCCCCACCAUGGGGCGCGGAGUCAGCAAAUCGCGAUGGCUGUGGAGACAGUUCCAGUGAGCGGCAGCUCCGGGGGCAGCAACAGGCCCCUCUGGGGUGGGGCUGGGGGGCCCUGCUGGGUUCCAGGUGGACGUGAAUGUCUGGCAUCCCCACGGCUCUGCAUCUGCGUCCCGGGCAGCCCGAGAACUUCCUGGGCAGGUGGGCACACCAAGCCCUGCUCUGCCCCGCCGCCGGCCAGAGUCCCCGGUGAUGGGAGUCCAAGCGUGUCCCCACCAAGGAGGUCCUCAAUGGACAGUGACAUUGAGGACCUCCCCAGCCCCCAUGGGCCUCCUGGCCAGCUGCAGCUCUGUCUAUGCUCGGGAGGCCUGGGCUGGAGGGGACAUGACACCCCCAUCACUGGCUUCUGCCAGGGUCUGGGGUGGUGUCACGUCUGAGGAGCAAACACAGAUAGGAAAACAGGCGUGCGGUUGGUUGUAGGUUAAAAUGCUUCCGGAAGAAGUAAAUAUUCAUUUGAUUGUCAUCCUUUGCUACUGGUACUGUUCAUGGCAGUCACAGAGGCACCUGGGCAAAGACAUAAACACACCUUGGCAAAAGCAAGAGUUUCCUUCUCCUAAGGUGGGGUGACAGGUAGCCACAGAAGUGGACCCUCGACUCCAGGUCCCUCCCCGAGUGACCCCGGGGCCCUGCCCGCCGGUUUGGGAAGGACGGCUGUUGUUUCCGGAGCUUCGAGGUCAUCAGUCCUGCCGGAAAGGUUCAAAGCUCAGUGACAGUUUGUCCUGGGGAGAAGCUGGAGUCAGGAGCAUCCUCUGAUGGAUGAUUAUUUUUGAAAUUUAUUUUUAAAAUAAAGGUGAUUUGUUUAAAUCAAA